AUGAUCGCUUCUGCUAACAGCAGUGUAAUCGCCGGUGAUGACGAGCAAUAUGCGCGUAAAGUAUUACGUACGGUAUUUAGUGUAGCUUAUUUUAUACUGUUCGUUUUCGGUACCUUCGGAAAUGGAAUUGUAAUUGUGAUGAUUGUGAAUGUGAUGACUGUUAUGCGCCGUGCAAGAUGUCGAACGAAUAUACGCAAAAUUAAUCCGAGUAGUACGAAACACGUCUUUAUCUAUAUCCUUGGACUUUCAGUAGUUGACUUAUUGGUAAUAAUUCAUCUACCAUUUCUGAUUGUCGAUCUUCUGUACGGUCAGUGGCUGUUCGGCGUGUUGAUGUGUAAGCUGUAUUGGUUCGGUGAAUGUGUCAAUAAAUUGUUGAGUAGUUUCAUUAUGACGAUCUUAAGUUGGGAUCGUUAUUUGGCUGUUUGUUCACCGAUUCGAUCGUUUAGGUGA
Messenger RNA from Anisakis simplex (herring worm), 450 nucleotides. NCBI's taxonomy places the organism in Eukaryota, Metazoa, Nematoda, Chromadorea, Rhabditida, Anisakidae. The record is from the annotation of a GenBank genome assembly.